AUGGCAGCUAUAUCCGGAAAAGCAGAGAAGACUUUUCAUAUACCAGUUAGCAUGAGAAAAAUGCAUCUCUACGCCUACAUGUCAAAUCAUGGGGAUGUGAGGAUUGAUACACAAGUCAUUCCAAGGAGAGAGAGUUUUAAGUACCUUAGGUCUGUGAUUCAGAGUGAUGGGGAGAUUGACGAGGAUGUCACACAUUGUAUCGGAGCAGGAUGGAUGAAGUGGAGGCUCGCUUCUGGUGUCUUGUACGAUAAGAAUAUGCCGUUGAGACUUAAAGAGAAGUUCUACAAGGUAGUGGUUGGACCAACUAUGUUGUAUGGGGUAGAGUUCUGGCCAGUUAAGAACUCUCAUGUCUAG
Messenger RNA from Nicotiana tabacum (common tobacco), 354 nucleotides. Lineage: Eukaryota; Viridiplantae; Streptophyta; Magnoliopsida; Solanales; Solanaceae. The record is from RefSeq and is a predicted model, not a curated record.